Aptenodytes forsteri (emperor penguin) is the source of this 4257-nucleotide messenger RNA. RefSeq names its product ArfGAP with RhoGAP domain, ankyrin repeat and PH domain 1 (gene ARAP1). The record is from RefSeq and is a predicted model, not a curated record. Gene Ontology annotation, biological process: signal transduction. Lineage: Eukaryota; Metazoa; Chordata; Aves; Sphenisciformes; Spheniscidae. Gene Ontology annotation, molecular function: GTPase activator activity; protein binding. Gene Ontology annotation, cellular component: plasma membrane; cytoplasmic vesicle; trans-Golgi network.
AUGGAGGAGGGGGGGUCUCUGCCGGUGGCCGCCUGGCUGGCGGCCCUCCACCUCGACCAGUACGCGGAGAGCUUCCAGCAGAGCGAGCUGUGGACGGUGUGGGACUGCCGGGCGCUGACGGACGAGGCACUCACCCGCCUCGGCGUGGUGCUGCCCGGCCACCGCCGCCGCAUCCUCCUGGGAGGGCAGAAGCUCCCGAAAGAGGUCGGAUUUGACGCGCCGCCCCCCCCCUGCCAGCAGCGGGGCUGCGAGCCCCCGAUUUUGGCCGCUGACGGCUCAGACCUACAGACCCCGCAGCAGGUCCCAGCAGCGGUGGAUGCUCGUGUCCGCACCCCGAUCGUGGGCAUCCCUGCCAAAGAGGAGGUCCCCGUCCCCGACAGAGCACCCAGCAUCCCCCCGUCCCCGCCGGCCCUCCUUCCCCGCACGAAGCCGCCGGCCCCGCUGCCGCCGGAGCUGCCGUCCAAGGCCAACCUCCCCUUCGUGCCUGAGUUCGAUGACUCAGACUACGAGGACUCUGCCUGGGAGGAGGAAUUAGCUGGUCCCGCCGGGGAGAUGGCCGACAAGGAUGCUGAGCCCGUGACGGGGCGGCCGCGGUCCCUGCGUGUCCCCAGCCUCUUCAGCGAGGACGAGCUCAUCGAGGACUACUACGAUGCUCCCCCCGCCAAGUAGGAGCUCUUCUGCCCCAGGGUGCAGCUCGGUCACCCCGUCCCCUCCAACGGGUCCCUCCGGUCCCUUCCCAGGUCCUACAUCUACCAGAAGCGCUGGGUGAAGCUCGAUGCCGACUACCUCCGCUAUUUUGACAGUGAAAAGGACGCCUACUCCAAGCGGUUCAUCCCCGUCUCCUCCAUCUCCCGCGUUGCCGGCGUCGGGGACCAGAAAUUCGAAGUCAUCACCAACAACCGCAACUUCGUGUUUCGGGCCGAGAGCGACGCGGACCGUAACGAGUGGAUACGGACCCUGCAGCAGAUUGCGGAGGAGCGGAAGAGCAAAGCUCUGGAGAGGACAUUGGUGUCGCCGACCACCAACCGCGCCGCCGCCCCACAGCCAACAAGCGGCUUCCUGGAGCUGCGGGGGUUUAAGCACAAGCUCUUCGUGGCGGUGGCCGGGGACAAAGUUUUCCUCUACAAGAACGCAGAGGACUAUCGGCUGGGGAUCGGCAUCACCUACAUCGAGAUGAACGUGGGGAACGUCAAGGAGGUGGACCGCCGGGGCUUCGAUCUCACGACGCCAUACAGGAUCUUCAGCUUCUUCGCCGACUCGGACCAGGAGAAGGAGGAGUGGGUGGAAGCCAUGCAGCAGUCCAUUGCCGAGGCUCUCUCCAACUCGGAGGUGGCGGAGAGGAUCUGGGCGGUGGAGCCCAACCGCUUCUGCGCCGACUGCGGCUCACCCAAGCCCGACUGGGCCUCCAUCAACCUCUGCGUCGUCAUCUGCAAGAGAUGCGCAGGGGAGCACCGGGGCUUGGGCCCCGGCAUCACCAAAGUCCGGAGCCUGAAGAUGGACAGGAAGGUGUGGACGGAGGAGCUGAUUGAGCUUUUCCACCAGAUCGGCAACGCCGUGGCCAACCAAUUCUGGGCUGCCAAUGUGCCCCCCAGCGAGGCCAUCGCCCCCACCAGUGGCAGCCAGGAGAGGAGGCGCUUCCUCAUCGCCAAAUACCGGGAGGGCAAGUACCGCCGCUACCACCCGCUCUUCGGCAACCAGGAGGAGCUCGACAGGGCUCUGUGCGCGGCCGUCACCACCAGUGACCUGGCGGAGACGCAGGCUCUGCUCUUCUGCGGGGCGGCGGUGAGCUGUGCCACCGGGGACCCCCAGUGCCCGACGCCCCUGGCCCUGGCCGAGAAGAGCGGGCAGAGGCUGCAGAUGGAGUUCCUGCUCCACAACAAAACCUCAGAGACGCCGCGCUUGGAGGUGGGGGGCAGCGAGGAGAAGCCCUACUCGGUGCCCCUGCCCUCCGUCACCCACAACGGCUUCCUCUACAAGACUCCCUCCAUGGCCAAGCCUGUCGGCGAGCGGAAGGGCCAGGAAGAGUUCAGCCGGCGGUGGUGCACGCUGCAGGAUGGCAUCCUCAGCUACUACGAGAACGACCGCAACGCCGUGCCCAACGGCGAGAUCAAGGUGGAGGAGAUCGUGUGCCUGGUGAACAACCCGCCCCACGCCCACGGGAUCGAGAGCACGUUCGAGGUCUACAUCGAGUCGGAGAGGCUCUACCUGUUUGGGCUGGAGAGCCCCAAUUCCGUUCGGGAAUGGCUCAAGUCCAUUGCCAAGUCCUUCGUCCACCCCCGCGCUGAGGAGCUGCUGGCUCUCGACUUCGAGCGGAUCGGCCGGCUGCACUACAAGGGCGGCCUCAACCUGGAGCGAGCCAAGGAGGGCUGGUUCGCCCUGGCCGGCUCCGCGCUCCACGUCUGCUUCGAGGACAGCGAGCGGCAGGAGCCUCUCCAGCUGCGCAAGCUGCAGGAGCUCUCCAUCCAGGGAGACAACGAGGUGCUGGUGCUGGUGGAGAGACGGAGAACGCUGUACAUCCAGGGAGAGAGGAAGCUGGAUUUCCUGGGCUGGGUCCACGCCAUCCAGAAGGCUGCGGGCAGCUCGGGGGACACCUUGUCGGAGCAGCAGCUGACGGAGUCGGACGUCCCGCUGCUGGUGGACCGCUGCAUUGACUACAUCACCCAGUGCGGGCUGACAUCCGAGGGCAUCUACCGCAAGAGCGGGCAGAACUCGAAGACCACCAGCCUGCUGGAGAUGCUGCGCCGGGACGCCCGCAGUGUCCGUCUGAAGGAGGGCGAGCACCAGGUGGACGACGUCGCCAACNNNNAAUCUCACCUUCAUGCCUCUCUGCGCUCAUCCUCUCUCCCUCAUGCCCCUCUCGCAGCGCUGGAGGAUGAGGAGGCGAAGAUCGGCGAGUACCGGCGGCUCCUGGGCACCCUCCCCACGGUGAACCGGGCCACGCUGAAGGCGCUCAUCAACCACCUCUUUCGGGUCCAGCGCUUCUCCGGGGAGAACCAGAUGAACACGCACAACCUGGCCAUCGUCUUUGGGCCCACGCUCUUCCAGACAGACGGGAAGGACUACAAGGCGGGACGCGUGGUGGAGGACCUCAUCAACCACUACGUGAAGAUCUUUAACGUCAACGACCAAGAGAUGAAGAAGCAGCAGGACGAGAUCAUGGCCAUCAUGAAGAUGCGGGAGGCAGCGUCCAGUGGGACGCAGCAAGCCGGGGACUUCAUCUGCACUGUCUACCUGGAGGAGAAGAAGACGGAGGCAGAGCAGCACGUCAAGAUCCCGGCCACGAUGACAGCUGAGGAGCUCACCUUCGAGAUCCUGGAUCGGAGGAAAAUUGUCAUGAAGGAGAAGGACUAUUGGAGCUGCUUCGAAGUGAACGAGAGGGAGGAGGCAGAACGGCCCUUGCACUACUCGGAAAAAGUCCUGCCCAUUUUGCACUGCCUGGGGACGGAGAGCUACCUGGUGGUGAAGAAGCAGAUGUCCAUGGAGAACAUGCUCAUCUACCUCGCCAGCAGAGUGGGCGACUGCAAGCACGGCAUGAUGAAGUUUCGGGAGGAGAGGAACCUGCUGGGGCUUGGCCUGAGCACCGGCUUCCACGACCGCUACUUCAUCCUCAACCACACCUGCCUGCGCCUCUACAAGGAAGUGCGGAGCCACAAGCCGGAGAAGGAGUGGCCUGUCAGGAACCUGAAGGUCUACCUGGGCAUUAAGAAAAAGCUUCGGCCCCCGACGUGCUGGGGCUUUACAGUCUUCUGCGAAAACGAGAAGCACGAGAAGCAGCAAUGGUACCUGUGCUGCGACACCCAGGCCGAUCUGCGGGAGUGGUUCGCCACCUUCCUCCACGUGCAGAAUGGCGGGGCCCUGUGGCCCUCGGAAACCUCCAAGGUGCGGGCGUCGCGGUCGCAGCAGGACUCCAGGUUGGGUAACAUCUCCCUCAUCCCGCUGCGGGGCAAUGAGAGUGAGAUGAGGAACAGUGUGGCUGCUUUUGCUACUGAUCCGCUAACUAUAUCUCGCGGUAAAUGGCAUCAACGGGGCGAGGGGCGUCUGGCAAAACCUCCCCGCUCCAGGCCGCAGGAGCUGGGCUGGGAGCGGGAUGAGCAGGACGAGUGGGACGAGUGGGACGAGCGGGAUGAGCGGGAUGACUCCUGCAGCUUUUUCCACCCCCUCUGGGGAUGGACCCGGAUUCCCGGCCCUAUUAAAGCCAUCACCCGUGUCCAGCUGCCACCUGUCCGUCCCCGCGCCGAGCGCGUCGCCGGCAUUUGA